Penicillium diatomitis is the source of this 900-nucleotide messenger RNA. Its product is annotated as VIT1/CCC1 transporter family protein. Gene Ontology annotation, biological process: intracellular manganese ion homeostasis. The record is from RefSeq and is a predicted model, not a curated record. The transcript is spliced from 2 exons. NCBI's taxonomy places the organism in Eukaryota, Fungi, Ascomycota, Eurotiomycetes, Eurotiales, Aspergillaceae. Gene Ontology annotation, cellular component: fungal-type vacuole membrane. Bases 1 to 900 code for a protein of 299 amino acids. Gene Ontology annotation, molecular function: iron ion transmembrane transporter activity; manganese ion transmembrane transporter activity.
AUGUCAAUCACCUCUGCCAGCGGCCUCAUGUCGCGCUACUCUCGAUUGUCAGACGGUCGCGCAUCCACCGACGAGGAGAAUGAAAAGAACAUGGCUUAUAAGCUGCCACGUGAUGUCGAAGCAGCUGACAAUCAGCAACGUCGGUCCGGUGCGACGGAGAAGAAGGCCUCGCGAUGGAUCGAUGGCCGAACCGUCUCCGAUGCCAUCAUCGGUCUCUCGGAUGGCAUGACCGUGCCCUUUGCCUUGACCGCAGGAUUGUCCGCGCUGGGCGAUACCAAGGUGGUCGUCUUUGGCGGCAUGGCCGAGUUGAUCGCCGGUGCCAUCUCCAUGGGCUUGGGCGGUUACCUCGGCGCCAAGAGUGAAGAAGAGUCCUACAAGGCCACGCUCAAGGAGACGGAAAAUCAGACCAUGGUUGAUCCCGACUCGGUCUCGACUACCAUCGAGGAUAUCUUCGAGCCCUAUGAGCUACCCGCCGAACUCGUGUCUCAACUCAAAACUCACCUGUCUGCCUCGCCAAUGCUUCCAUCAUUCCUUAUGAAUUUCCACCACACUCUUCCCGAACCCUCAGACUCUCGGGCAGUGAUGUGCGCUCUGACGAUCGCUUUGGGUUACUUUAUUGGCGGAUUUGUACCUUUGCUACCCUACUUUUUCGUCGGCCCCGAGGACGCCUUCAUCGCACUGCGUUGGUCAAUUGCCACCAUGGCGAUUGCACUGUUCCUGUUCGGAUAUGGCAAGACCUGUUUUGUGAGCGGAUGGGCUGGACGGCGGAACGUGCGCAAGGGAGUCAUCGGUGGAUUCCAAAUGGUCUUGGUGGGUGGUGUGGCUGCCGGUUCUGCGAUGGGACUUGUGAAAGUCUUCCAGUUGUGGGCCAAUGGAUCCGGUCACGCCAAGCAGGAGUGA